Arabidopsis thaliana (thale cress) is the source of this 669-nucleotide messenger RNA. RefSeq names its product proline-rich family protein. The transcript has a single exon. The coding region runs from base 160 to 381 and encodes 73 amino acids. NCBI's taxonomy places the organism in Eukaryota, Viridiplantae, Streptophyta, Magnoliopsida, Brassicales, Brassicaceae. The record is from RefSeq and is marked reviewed.
AUGAUAAUAACACCCAAACCUUUGACUUGUUAAAAUAAACUCUUGCCUAUAUAAUAAUUAAGCCGUCUAUAUAUCUAACCCUCAAGAGGAACUAUUGGUCUAAAUUAUUAAACUUCUCCACAAAAUAAACUUCAUCAAUCUCUCUUUUGCGAUUCGAAGAUGAGACGUUCAUGGCCUACACGCCUCAUCCUCCUUAUGGUUCUCACCGUCGUCAUCACCAUGAUUGCCGCAGCUUAUGGUUAUUCCUCUGUCUCGUCAUCAAAACAUAAGUUCCCUCAUUACAAGUACAAAGCUCCAUCUCCUCCAACAACUUAUUCUCCUUACCGUUAUUUCUCGCCGCCUCCGGUCACAGAUUCAGAUUCUGCAGCUUAUGUUCGAUGAACACAGGGCAGUACGUCAAUUGAUCUGAGUUUUAUUUUUAUAUGUUAACUAUUCUUUUUCUUUUUGAUUUUGAUGUAACGUUCAAAAUUAAUGGACUGUUUUCCAAGCAACCGUGAGAAAGGUAUGCAGAUAUCGAUUGUUUUCUAGUUAUGUAAGAUGAAAUAAUUAACAGAAUUGUUGCGGUAGUUAUUAAUUACUAGUCUCUUCUUUGACUAAAUUUUUGGGUUACAACUUUGUUAUUGCGUUAGAAGAUCUGUUCAAUGUUUAUGAAUGUAUAACUUAUCCAAC